UCCGGUUCCAUCCGGUUCUCCCACCGCCCCCGCCGCGGGUCCCCAGCAGCUCGGGCGGCGGGACGAGCGGCGGCCCCGGCGGCGUAGGUCUGGGAAGGUUCUCGCGCGCUCCGGCCCGCAGCGAACGCACGCGCCCCGCAUCCCCCCCGCGCCGCCACGAUGCCCAAGAGGAAGGUCAGCUCGGCCGAAGGGGCGGCGAAGGACGAGCCCAAGCGGAGGUCGGCCCGGCUGUCGGCGAAGCCCGCUCCCGCCAAGGUGGAACCCAAGCCCAAAAAGCCCGCGGGAAAGGAUAAAUCUUCUGACAAGAAAGUGCAAACAAAAGGAAAAAGGGGAGCAAAGGGCAAACAGGCUGAGGUAACCAGCCAGGAAACUAAAGAAGAUUUGCCUGCAGAAAAUGGAGAGACCAAGAAUGAGGAGAGUGCAGUCUCUGACGAAGCAGAGCAGGAAGCCAAGUCUGACUAACCAACACGACGCGUCUUCCCGGGCCAUCCCCCGUCUCCUGGCCCUGUCCCCGACCCCCGUCUUGUACAAUCCAGAGGAGUAUUUUUAUCAACUAUUUUGUAAAUGCAAGUUUUUUAGUAGCUCUAGAAACAUUUUUAAAAAGGAGGGAAUCCCACCUCAUCCCAUUUUUUAAGUGUAAAUGAUUUUUUUUAAGAAGUGAAAUCAUUUGCUGGUUGUUUAUUUUUUGGUACAACCAGAAAACAGUGGGCUAUUGUAUUAUGGGAGGCCUCGGCGGUCUCAGUGCCGGCUUAACAUAACAUUCCAUAGGUGGGGGGGUUAGUUUUCUAUCCUGCAAUACAAAGCAUAGUAAAUGGCAAUUUUGGAGUCGCAGUUGUGCAUUUUAUGUCUUGAAUAUUUGAAAUUCUAGUUCCUUGUUGUUUUCUGGUAGAACUGUUUUCCUGAAGAAAACCACUCCUUGAUCUUUUCUGUCAGAACUCUGUGCUCUGUCACACCUCUGCUCGUGGUAGUCCAGUUUUCCUAAUUGUUGCUGUGCUGUGAAUGAUGGAGAAUGUGGGUGUGUUGUGCACACGCUGUGACGUGGUGACGUGGUGGAAGUUAGGUAACGGGACCAACAUUUGGAAUAUGGGUACUUGGCUUCCUCUAAAGGAAAAUGUGCUUGCAGGUUUGAAGCUGGAAUGUCACUGGAACACUUUCCCAAACAGCUCAUGGCCUGUGACUUUUGGUACGUGUGCUAAGAAUUGUGUACAAAUUGAACUGUCUGUGUACUGAUCCUUGACACAACCAAUAAAAUCACAGUUAUGAAAA
Messenger RNA from Dipodomys spectabilis (banner-tailed kangaroo rat), 1266 nucleotides. It is a transcript of the gene Hmgn1, whose product is annotated as high mobility group nucleosome binding domain 1. The record is from RefSeq and is a predicted model, not a curated record. Bases 160 to 462 code for a protein of 100 amino acids. Gene Ontology annotation, molecular function: nucleosomal DNA binding. Gene Ontology annotation, biological process: chromatin organization. Gene Ontology annotation, cellular component: chromatin; nucleus. The transcript is spliced from 6 exons. Lineage: Eukaryota; Metazoa; Chordata; Mammalia; Rodentia; Heteromyidae.